AUGGGGAAGGUAAAACAAUCCACAAGUGCGCGUUUGAGAAACUAUGUGUCUGAAUUUGGAUCUGAAAUAUUAUCUACUGAUAGGUUUGUAUUAUUUUGCAAAGUUUGUGAAUUAAAGAUUAAUUUAGAAAAAAAGUUUAACGUAAGCCAACAAAUUCGAACUGAAAAACACGUAAAAAGUUCCAAAAGCCAAAAAGAUCAAGUUCAAAGGAAAUCACAACAACUGUUAACCAAUCAACCUACCAAAUCAGAUUUUAAUAAGGAUUUAUGCGAAGCAAUGGUGGCCCCAAGCAUACCGUUUAAUAAACUUUAA
Molecule: messenger RNA, 312 nt
Organism: Macrosiphum euphorbiae (potato aphid)
Lineage: Eukaryota; Metazoa; Arthropoda; Insecta; Hemiptera; Aphididae
Source: the annotation of a GenBank genome assembly